AUGUCAAACAAAUUCCUGUUCAUCCUCAGAGGCUUGUUCCCAGAAGAUAAUUAUGAAGAUUACCAAGUUGGGAGUCUUAUUCUAAAACAUCUUAAGAGAGAUUAUAGUCAAGAAGCAAAUUCGUUAUUGGAUUGGCUGGAAGCUGGCAUUUUUGAUGCCUUAGAUCAUCAACAUCUUCGUGCUAUCAUCUUUGGUAUCUUUCUUGAUCCAAAAGAACCAAAUAAACUUGUGGAGUGCUACACUUUCAAAGUAUCUUAUCCUAAUGGCGAGCCUUUACUGAGAAUCGAAAAUAAUAAUGGUGAAUUAUUGACAACCGCUGGUGGUGGUCGUGACGUCACAGCUACUGCGCGUGAAGGAAUCACUGUUGGUGAAAUAAAAAAAACCACCCAACAAUUAUUAAGAAGGUUAAUUCUAUUAACUCAGACAUUAAAGCCGUUACCAGAUAACCGUUAUAUCGUUAUCAAGCUUCACUAUUACGAAAACGUAACUCCGGCUGAUUAUGAGCCUCCAUUCUUUCGCGCUAGUAAUCUUGCUGAAGAAGGUCUUAUAUUCAAUUCUCGACCUGAAAAAAUACCUGUCGGUGAGGUUGACACGGCGUAUCACGGCAUAAAUUUAUCAAUUCAAACGAUAUCUGAUGUCCUUGAUAUUGAAGAUGUCGGAACUGAUUCUACUACUGACAAAAUGUUGGUUGAAUCUAAUAAUACAAUAAAGGAUAACGAGAAGUCUUGGAAUGCCGAGGAUGAUUCUGACUCUGAAAAUGGUCCAAAAGCAACCAGGAUUGAUAUUCCUCCAUUGAAUAGAGAUCAAUAUAAUGACCGAUCCAACAGACGAGAAAUGUCUGUAGUAUCAAAUGUUCCGGCUUUGGCGUCUAGGUCAAUGUCUAGAGAUAGGCGAGAAAUGUCAAUAAUAUCAAAUAUUCCAGCUUUAACAUCUAGAGUAACUAGGUCAAUGACCAAAGAUAUUACUACUAACAAUGCUUAUGAUAUAUCUAUGUCGCGUAACAGCGUAUCAAAAAAUGAAAGUACAACACAACCUAUUGACCACCUGCUUUCGAACAAUGCGGAUCGAAAUCGCCGUUCAACAUCUGUUGCUUCAAGGUCGUCGCAACUAAGGACUUAUUCUACGCAACGGCGCAGCCAUUCAUCUACUCUCAAUCCGCCGCAGGAUGUGUUCGAUGUACCUGUAAAUUCUCAAAAUUCUCCUGUAAUUAUUGAAGAUGACGAAUCUUCUAAUGAAAGUGUGGAUAAUACACAUAACUAUAAAUGUGAUUGCGGUGUAAAUACUCGCGACGGUGAUAUGAUUAAUUGCACUAAAUGUGAUACAUGGGGUCAUGUUCCUUGUUACGGGUACAAAUCUCUUGAUGAUUCUCGCAUGUCAAAAUAUCAUAUCUGCUAUCGAUGCUUGCGAGAUGAAAAUAAUAAUCUUUGGGAAUUAGAUGCUCUUAUAGACUUAGCUUUGUUUCGACGUUCUUUAUGGAUUAUUUGGAAAGAAGGAAUUCCUUCAACAUGUCGACAAUUUGCUCAACGAUUGGGCGUAAAAUUGUCUUGUGCACGUCAGCUUCAGACCCGCCUGAAAACUGAAGGAUUUAUUGCCCCUCCUCCAAAGCCUUCUAAAAGGAAGGGCAAAGCUGUUGUUGGAAGUAACACUUCUAAUUCAAACAUUCCAUUUGAAGUAAUAAAAACCGAAGAGAACGCACGCAAAAUGGAUGAUUACUUUAACCCAGAUAUUGGAGUGAUGCCUCAAACCAAUGUACUUGAGGACACAAUGUCUCAUAUGUCUCAUGAUGAAUCUGAGAAAUCUGAUG
Racocetra persica is the source of this 1804-nucleotide messenger RNA. The record is from the annotation of a GenBank genome assembly. NCBI's taxonomy places the organism in Eukaryota, Fungi, Glomeromycota, Glomeromycetes, Diversisporales, Gigasporaceae.